AUGCCACGUAAAGCUACCAAAAGUGCCAGUGCCUCGGCUUCCAGGAGCUCUUCCAAACGUCCCGCACCGGAGGUUCCAGCAAGGCAGUCUAAAAGAGCACGGGCUACGGUUAGGAAAUCUUACGUCGAGCCUGAAAGCGACUCGGAUAAUGAGGGGGAUAAAUCGAAGAAAGUUUCACUAUCCAAAGAUGACGAUGAUGAGGGCGUAGCCUCCGACUACAAGGAACAAAGCGACAAGGAUCCAUCGUCGGAAUCUGAGCCUGACGAAACUGCCAGUGACGAUGACAAUGAGAUCAAGCAGGCAACUCUGAGAGGACGCACCACCAAGAACCUUCCUAUACACAAAAAGGCUGCUGAAGAGAAAGAGCUUUGGAAACCCGGAGCGAAGCUCGCACCAGGAACGCAACUGGUUAUCAAGAAGCCGAAGGCCCGGGAUGCAGGCGACACGCCAUACUUGGAUCACACGAUCCAUCCAAACACGAUGUUAUUCCUCAAGGACCUAGCGGCUAAUAACGACCGCCAGUGGCUGAAGCUCCAUGAUCCUGAUUUUAGAGUUUCGUUUCAGGACUUCACCACGUUUACGGAGAAGGUAUCAGAGAAGAUCAUUGAGGCCGAUGAGACCAUCCCUGAACUACCGGUCAAAGACGUCAUUUACCGAAUUUACAGAGGUGGUGGCUUCUGGCAGCCGGACGCGACAACCCUCGCGAAACUUCGACGUGACAUCGACCGCAAACCGCACAGGAUCAAGGCGGUUCUGACUGACCCUGGCAUUCGGGAGGCAUUCCUCGAUGGUAUUAAGGAUGACGAGAAGAAAGCUGUCAAGGCUUUCACGAGUCUGUCGAUGAAUCAGUCGAAUGCUCUGAAGCGUAAUCCGAAGGGAUAUGACCAUGAUCACAAGGAUAUUGAACUCCUGCGGCUCCGCAAUUUCACCAUGGGGCGAAAGCUUGCAGACGACGAGGUCGUCGGUAUUGGAGGUCUGGAGCGCGUGAGUGAGCUCGUAGCCAGUAUGGUGCCUUUCAUCACCUAUCUUAACAGCAUCGCGAUGCCCGACAAUGACACGUCAGACUCGAGCGACGGCGAUGGAAGCGAUGCCGAGCCCAACAAUGACAGCAGCGCUGCAGAGGAUGACGAGGCUUGA
Alternaria atra is the source of this 1137-nucleotide messenger RNA. RefSeq lists its product as uncharacterized. The record is from RefSeq and is a predicted model, not a curated record. Bases 1 to 1137 code for a protein of 378 amino acids. Lineage: Eukaryota; Fungi; Ascomycota; Dothideomycetes; Pleosporales; Pleosporaceae. The transcript is spliced from 6 exons.